UUAUAAAUAUUGGGUUGUUAAACACGGUACUCAAAUUUCCGAGUAACACCCACAAAAUAAAAUUAAAUUUACAAAUUUACCCUUAUGUAUUAGCAAAAUUGUUUUUAGUUGCUACCAUCUCCAAUCACUUUCACCAACACCAAUUUCACUCCACUCCAAAAACUUUCACCAACACCACCACCACCACCUCCCUUUACUUACAAAUCACCACCACCCACACUACGAAAACAUCCCGAUCUACCCAUCACCACCAUCAACCUUUGAUAAUAGUAGUUAAGACAUUUAGUUAUUGGUAAUUUGGUAAUAGGACAAUCUAUAUGUAUCAAUUCUGCUUUUAAUUUUGGCAUUAGCUGAUAAUUUGGGGCACCGCCGCCACCACCACCACCAUCAUCCUUAUCCUAUUGUUCAGAUCAAUUCUAGACUAAGCAAAAGACGCUGUUGUUUAAGCACGUGCAUAGUGUUGAUAAGUAGCUGGCCAUGGAAAGAGCUAGUUCGCUUCUACAAGCACCAACUUACGGUAACUUAAUAACUAUUCUUAGCAUCGACGGAGGCGGAGUCCGAGGGCUGAUUCCGGGAACCAUUCUAGCCUUCUUAGAAGAUGAGCUUCAGAAAUUAGAUGGAGAGGAAGCAAGACUAGCAGAUUACUUCGACGCGAUGGCAGGAACCAGCACAGGUGGUCUAGUGACAGCAAUGCUUGCAGCACCAAAUGAAAAUAAUCGCCCUUUGUUUGCUGCCAAAGAUAUCAACCAAUUCUAUUUAGACCAUUGUCCCGGGAUUUUCCCUCAAGAGAAGUCUAUUUUUGGUCAUGCAAAGGAUAUAAUGAGAUCGUUAAAAGGACCCAAAUAUGAUGGAAAGUAUCUACAUGAAAUUGCAAAGGAAAAGUUGGGAAAUACAAGGCUACAUCAGACACUGACUAACAUUGUUGUGCCAACUUUUGACAUUAAGCAUAUGCAGCCAAUUGUCUUCUCCAGCUAUGAGGUAAAAAGAACACCAAGUUUAGAUGCCUUACUCUCAGAUAUAUGCAUAGGAACUUCAGCUGCACCAACUUACCUCCCACCCCAUCACUUCAACACCCAAGGACCGAAUGGAGAAGUCCGAGAAUUCAACCUUAUCGAUGGUGGUGUAGCUGCCAACAAUCCGGCAUUGGCCGCGAUAAAUGAAGUAUCAAAUGAGAUAUAUAGCGGAAGCCCGGAUUUCUUUCCUGUAAAACCAUCAGAUUAUCAUAGAUAUUUAGUACUGUCCUUAGGUACAGGAACAACAAAGUGCGAAGAGAAGUAUGAUGCAGAAACCGUAGCAAAAUGGGGUGUUUUAGGGUGGCUUACUUGUGGUGGAUCCACUCCUUUGAUCGAUGUGUUCAUGCAAGCUAGUGCUGAUAUGGUGGAUUUUCAUCUUUCCACUGUUUUUAAGGCCCUUCAUAGUGAUAAAAAUUACAUUAGAAUCCAGGAUGAUACAUUAACCGGAGAUUUAGCAUCUGUUGAUAUUUCAACAGAGGAAAACUUGGUUAAUCUAGUAAGAAUUGGUGAAGAAUUGCUUAAAAAACCAAUUUCAAAGUUGAAUUUGGCCACUGGUGUAUGUGAGCCAACCAGUCAACACACAAAUGAAGAAAUUCUCAAGAGGAUAGCAGAGAUACUUUCAAAGGAGAGGCGACUACGUUACAUAAGAUCACCUCAAGGGGAAGGACGCGUUCAUUACAGGCGAACCCAUACUGAACAAGCAGGAACUAAUGAACCAGCUAGCUAGGGAAUGUUAUCAAAGAUUGAUCUGUUGGUGCAGUGACACCACUUGCCUGCCUCUUGUUUCUUCAAUGUCGUAUUAACACUCGGAAAAAGGAAUAUGAAUGCUUAUCACUUUUCUUAUCCUGUGUUUAGUAGAAAGUUUAAUUUAUGGAUGAUAAAAUACUAUGUAUUUAUUUACUGUACCAAUUGCAGAUGAUUGAUUCUUCUUAUCUUGA
Chenopodium quinoa (quinoa) is the source of this 1951-nucleotide messenger RNA. Its product is annotated as patatin-like protein 2. Gene Ontology annotation, molecular function: glycerophospholipase activity; monoacylglycerol lipase activity. The record is from RefSeq and is a predicted model, not a curated record. The transcript is spliced from 8 exons. Gene Ontology annotation, biological process: lipid metabolic process. Bases 478 to 1740 code for a protein of 420 amino acids. Lineage: Eukaryota; Viridiplantae; Streptophyta; Magnoliopsida; Caryophyllales; Amaranthaceae.